Messenger RNA from Effrenium voratum, 1833 nucleotides. NCBI's taxonomy places the organism in Eukaryota, Dinophyceae, Suessiales, Symbiodiniaceae. The record is from the annotation of a GenBank genome assembly.
AUGUCCUGCUUCGCAGUUCCGCGGAGCAUCCUGCAGCAGCUGGCGCCGUUGCGCCAGGAGGAUGGCGAGAGCCUGGAGGACCCCGCGGCGCAAGACCUCGAGGUCUUGCGCCGCGAGGCGCAGGAAUCUCACAGGGGCGACCUGCGGCGCGGGGCGAGUGCUGGGCACCAGCCGCUCUUCAUGAUGCUGAUCUUGGGCCACCUGCGGCAAGUGAGCCUCGGGCCCGGCAUCAACGGCACCUUUGUGGACUGCACCUUCGGCCGGGGCGGGCACUCUCGCAGCCUGCUGCGCCAGAUCUCGCGCAGCUCCACGCUCUAUGCCAUGGAUGUGGACCAACAGGCGGUGGAUGUGGCCCUGGAGAUGGCCAGGAAGGACCAGCGGCUCAAGGUCUUCAAGAGCUCCUACGCGCGGCUGGCCGAGAAGGUGAAGGAAGAGGUGCAGGCGGUGCUCAUCAACAGCGGCUUCACCACCGAGGACAAGCGGAACAUCAGCCGGGGCAUGCGCAAGGGUCCGCUGGACCUGCGAUUUGACACCCAGGCCGGGGUGCCAUGCUGGCAGUGGCUGGCCAAUAUGACCUACCCGCAGCUCUGGAAGGCCAUGUUCAAGCACUCCGACAUUGCGGAGAUGCUGUGCAAGCGCAUCUCCCACGAGCUGCUCUACGAGCAAGCCUGCCUGGGCGGGCGCUUCACUUCCAUCGCGCAGUUGGAGACAGCCGUGCGAAGGGUAUAUCCUGCCAUACAGGAUCUCACGACGAGCAGCAGACAGGUGGGGCCCAAGCGGGUUCUGGGUGCUCUGCGGCGCAUGGUGAACCGGGAGAUGGAGGAGCUGCAGGAGGCCUUGAGCCAAGCCUUCCAAGUGCUGCGUGUAGGGGGGAGGUGCCUCAUGGUGUGCCAGAACAAGCUGGAGGCGACCAUCGCCAUCAACUUCGCCCGCGACCACGAGGAGCCCAGGCCGGAGGCGAAUUUGAAGAUGGACGUCCGGCGGCUGCGUAACCUCUACCCGCUCGCAGGCACGGAGCUCCCCUACGCCGUGAAGCUCCUCGACUGCGCGCGGCUCUCGCGCUUCGAGCUGACCCAGAACCCGGACGCCACCCCCGGGGCUCAGCUCCUAGUCCUGGAGAAGGUGCCCAGGACGAUCCUGCCAAUGCCGCGGGCGAGAGGAAAAGGGAAGACGAGCAUCGCGCGUUCCGGUGGAGAGUUUCUCAAGAUGGUGGUGGCGGUGCUGGACCUGGGUCUCCACCGGCGCAUGGACCACGACAGCUCCAAAGGCAUCUCCUCCCUCGCCACCAAGUGGAUCAGCAAAGCCGCCGCCACACAGAGGAAGGGGCGCGCCGGGCGCACGCAGCCGGGCUUAUGCCUGCGGCUCUACACCAAGCAGUACUUCGAGAAGAUCAUGCCUGACUACGAGCCUCCGGAGUCCACGUCGAUGUCUCUAGAUCGUCUCUAUUUACAGGCGAAGCAGCUCUCCCAGCAGCUCUGCGGGGCGCUGCAGGGCGAGGGGGUGCCCCGCACGGCGGCGGAGUUGCUGAUGCAGAUGCCGGAGGCGCCGAACAUGAUGAAGGUGGGCUCCGCGCGCCAGAGGAACGCGGAGUUGGGCACCAUCAGCGAAGCCACGGAGGCGGCAAAGAUCACCGCCCUGGGGCAUCUCUGCCUGCAGCUGCCGCUGGAUUUGAAGCUCACGCGCCUGGUGUGGCUGGGCGCCCACUUCGGCGUGGCCUCCGACGCCGUGGUGCUGGCGUCCGUGCUGAGCUCCAACGACGCGUUUUCCAUGCCCAGCCCGCUGUUUAUGCGGGAGGCGAGCCGGGCCGAGCCGCUUCCCCGGGCUGACAGCUGA